ACCUGGCCGCAUAUAAACACUCAUUACACCCCACGUCGCAAUCCAUUAUUCUUCGUCAUCAUCAAUCAAUUGUCAACAAAAGGCUAAUCUUGCACCUACUCGCCCAGAUCACUACGCCUUCUCAUCGAGCAUCAUACCAACCCACUAGUUUCGCGUCCGCAUCACAGUCGCAACCAUGGGUCUUACAUUCUCGAAGCUGUUCGACAGGUUGUGGGGGAAGAAGGAGAUGAGAAUUCUUAUGGUCGGUUUGGACGCCGCCGGAAAGACCACCAUCCUCUACAAGCUCAAGCUGGGUGAAAUCGUCACAACAAUUCCCACUAUCGGCUUCAACGUCGAAACGGUCGAAUACAAGAACAUCUCAUUCACCGUGUGGGAUGUUGGUGGUCAAGACAAGAUCCGUCCCCUCUGGAGACAUUACUUCCAGAACACGCAAGGCAUCAUUUUUGUUGUCGACAGCAACGAUCGCGAUCGUAUCGUCGAGGCUCGCGAGGAGCUCCAGCGCAUGCUUAACGAGGACGAGCUUCGUGAUGCCAACCUCCUCGUCUUUGCCAACAAGCAAGAUCUGCCCAACGCCAUGAACGCUGCCGAGAUUACCGAUAAACUUGGCCUGCACUCUCUGCGCCAGCGCGCUUGGUACAUCCAAUCGACUUGUGCCACGUCCGGUGACGGUCUUUAUGAGGGUUUGGAGUGGCUCGCAACUUCCUUGAAAAAGGCAGGGCACCAGUAGAGAGGGGAGAGGCGUACCGGUAUGGAUGCUGUACGAUUUUCAUAUUAGGGAAAGAGCAAUAGGCGUGCCUUCCUGCGUUGUCUGGCGCCACAGGGUAGUCAUGACCGUUAUUCCAUCUACUAGUCUAGUCAGGCAAGAAUGUCUUUUUUUUAUUUUCGUGAUAAUUCCAUCAAUCUAAUAGUGAUAUAAGUGAUUUAUUCUAAAGGGACAAUCAACAAGUUCUUAAGGGAUCUUAAGGGAUAAACAUCGUGCUGUGGAGGGAUAUGUAGCUUUGUAGAGCUGGUCCAGUGG
This is a messenger RNA of Pseudomassariella vexata, 1018 nucleotides long. Its product is annotated as ADP-ribosylation factor 1. Gene Ontology annotation, molecular function: GTP binding; GTPase activity. NCBI's taxonomy places the organism in Eukaryota, Fungi, Ascomycota, Sordariomycetes, Amphisphaeriales, Pseudomassariaceae. The record is from RefSeq and is a predicted model, not a curated record. Gene Ontology annotation, biological process: intracellular protein transport; vesicle-mediated transport. Gene Ontology annotation, cellular component: plasma membrane; cytoplasm. Bases 176 to 727 code for a protein of 183 amino acids. The transcript has 3 exons.